AUGGCAACCCUCUUCCUUUCCACUCGUGCCUUCUGCACUCUCCCGACUACUAAUUUCAAUAGCCCUUCUUCCGUCACGAGAUCAUCCACCUCCACCACCACCACCACCACCAUCAGCCGCCUUGUCCCGUCUACUCUAGGGAAGAGGAGUUCAACUACUUGUCCUUCGGUCAUGGGAUAUUCCCUCACCAGUUCCCGUCCUGUCCUCACUAUGUGUUCCGCAACUCCCACUAACUUUGUUACUGCAUCUGUAGAGAAGAAAGAAGUAAAACGUAGCGAUUUUCCGGAAGAUUUUAUUUUUGGAGCAGGAUCAGCUGCCUAUCAGGUUGAAGGUGCAGCAAGUGAAGGUGGCAGAGGCCCUAGUAUCUGGGACACUUUUACAGAUCGAUUCCCUGAAAAAAUUGCAGACGGUAGCAAUGGAAGUGUGGCCAACGACUCCUAUAAUCGAUACAAGGAAGACGUGCAUAUUAUGAAGAAUCUGGGUCUCAAUGCCUACAGAUUAUCAAUUUCAUGGUCUAGAAUAUUGCCAAGUAUGAAUCAAUCUUAUAUAUUCAACAGGGAAGGAAUCGACUACUACAAUAAUCUCAUAAACGAACUCUUAGAAAACGGUAUAACACCUUUUGUGACUCUAUUCCACUGGGAUCUUCCUCAAGCCUUAGAAGAUGAGUACGGAGGUUUCCUUAGUGAAAGAAUUGUGAAUGAUUUUCGUGACUAUGCAAACCUUUGCUUUUGGGAAUUUGGUGAUCGGGUACAGAAUUGGAUCACGCUUAAUGAGCCAUGGAGUUACUCUGUUUUUGGACAUCACAAUUGUGCACACCCACCGGGUGGAUAUUAUCCAUGGCAUUUGAAGAGUCAAUUGAACAUGUACGACGUGACGCAUAACCUUCUUCUUGCUCAUGCAAAUGCAGCAGAUUUGUAUAAGAAGAAUUAUCAGAAAGUUCAAAAUGGCAAGAUCGGGAUUGUGAAUGUGACAUGCUGGUUUAAGACUGCUGAAGGUCAUGAAGACGCUGGGGAGAGAGAAACCGAUUUCAUGUUAGGAUGGUUUAUGAAUCCAUUGACAACAGGGGAAUAUCCAAAGAACAUGAGAGAUAGAGUGAAAGAUCUUCGACAUUUCAGUAAGAAUGAGCAAAAGUUGCUAAAAAAUUCAUGCGAUUUCAUCGGAUUGAACUACUAUACAGCAUAUCACGCACUCGACAAAAAAAUAUAUCAAGAAUCUCAUGGUAAUGGUGUUGAAGAUUCACCUGAUUAUGAAAAACCAGUUGUUUUCCAUCCACUGUCUGAUGUUUUACUUACAGGUCGUUGGAAAGGUGAAGCAAUUGGUGAAAAGGCUAAUUCAUGGCUUAAUGUCUGUCCAGAAGGACUUGGACAUGUUUUGCAAAAACUUGCGAAAAAGUACGAUACUAAGCUUAUUUACAUUACGGAGAAUGGGGUCUGCGACAAGUCUGAUGUAAAAGGCACAAAUCUUUCAGAAGUCUGCAAUGAUAAGAUGAGGAAAAAAUACAUCCAAGAUCAUCUUCUUCAGAUUAAAGAAGCAAGAAAGGAUAAAGUUAAUGUGAUGGGAUACUUUGUUUGGUCUCUCAUGGAUAAUUUCGAAUGGGGUGAUGGUUACCUUACCCAUUUCGGCCUCAUUUACGUGGAUUACAAGAAUAAUUUAACCAGACACCCAAAAAACUCGGCUCUGUGGUACAUGAAUUUUCUCAAGGGAGGGUCUCCGGUAACUACAAUACCAAUGGAGGCGGCGAAAGAGUCUCCGGCGAAAGAGUCUCCGAUCCCUUACAGUACCAACGGAGUACUGCCAGAGACGGUAGUGCUUCCGAGCUAG
Molecule: messenger RNA, 1821 nt
Organism: Cornus florida
Lineage: Eukaryota; Viridiplantae; Streptophyta; Magnoliopsida; Cornales; Cornaceae
Product: beta-glucosidase 24-like
Exons: 13
Coding region: 1-1821 (606 amino acids)
Biological process (GO): carbohydrate metabolic process
Molecular function (GO): beta-glucosidase activity
Source: RefSeq, a predicted model, not a curated record